Molecule: messenger RNA, 8641 nt
Organism: Tyto alba (common barn owl)
Lineage: Eukaryota; Metazoa; Chordata; Aves; Strigiformes; Tytonidae
Gene: ST6GALNAC3
Product: ST6 N-acetylgalactosaminide alpha-2,6-sialyltransferase 3
Exons: 5
Coding region: 209-1126 (305 amino acids)
Biological process (GO): oligosaccharide metabolic process; ganglioside biosynthetic process
Molecular function (GO): alpha-N-acetylgalactosaminide alpha-2,6-sialyltransferase activity
Source: RefSeq, a predicted model, not a curated record
CAGUGGCAGGAGCUGAUGGGUGGAACAAACGGGGCAUAAAAAGACUAAUAUGACUAACGGAUCCUGGAUGCGUGGUACCCUUAUUUGGAUCUACAGGAAUGUAGGCACUAGCAGUUCUGCAGCUCUACCAGCCUUUUGCCUGACACUGAAACUGCUGCUCACAAAGUAGAAUCCUGCUGCUCUGUGGUAGGAAGGAUAGAGAAAGAACAUGGCCUGCAUUUUGAAGAGGAAGUCCAUCGUUGCUGUGAGUUUCAUUGCAGCAUUCGUCUGUCUGAUCAUCGUUCGUCUCACAAAUGAAGUAACAUUCCCUUUGAUCCUAAACUGCUUUGGACAACACAGUGUCAAAUGGAUACCAUUUUCUAAUGGCCAAAGGCAGCCUCUGAGAACUCAUUAUGGGUAUAUAAAUGUGAAAACACAAGAGCCUCUGCAACUUGACUGUGACCUGUGCGCCAUUGUUUCAAACUCGGGACAGAUGGCUGGCCAGAAUUUGGGAGCCGAGAUAGACAAGUCCUCCUGCAUAUGGAGGAUGAACAAUGCUCCUACAAAGGGCUAUGAGGAAGAUGUUGGGAAGAGAACAACCAUAAGAGUGGUCUCUCACACAAGCGUGCCUCUCCUACUCAAGAAUCCUGAGUACUUUUUCAAAGAAACCAACAACACUGUGUACGUGAUCUGGGGACCUUUUCGAAAUAUGAGGAAGGAUGGAAAUGGCAUUGUGUACAACAUGCUGAAGAAAACUGUUGACAGCUACCCAACUGCCAAAAUCUAUGUGACAACAGAAAAGCGGAUGAGUUACUGUGAUGCAGUAUUUAAGAAGGAGACAGGAAAAGACCGAGUCCAGUCAGGUUCAUAUCUCAGUACGGGUUGGUUUACCUUAAUUUUGGCUAUGGAUGCCUGCUAUGGAAUUCACGUCUAUGGGAUGAUAAAUGACACCUACUGCAAGUCAGAAGGAUUUCGUAAAGUUCCCUACCACUACUAUGAGCCAGGAAGAGAUGAGUGUGAGGAAUACUUUCUGCAUGAAAAUGCUCCAUAUGGAGGCCAUAGGUUUAUCACAGAAAAGAAAGUAUUUGCUAAAUGGGCCAAGAAGCACACAAUAAUAUUUACACACCCCAACUGGACAGUGUCUUGAUACUGGUUUUCUUAACUCUCCUUUAACAUCAUACUACAAAAAUGUCUCAGUUUACAAUAAUUUUGCUUACAUAUGGCUGGCCUUUCUCAGCCUAGGUAACACUAAACUAAAAACUGGAAGACAAAGAGGGUGAUGGUUCAGCUGUUAAGCAAAAUUAAUCAUCUGUGGAAGGCAGGCACAUUGUUAUUUCUUAGGGUUUUACUCCACACAAUGCACUUUAUACUUUAACUGGAUUUUACUUCAAGGCAGUAGCAGUUAAAGAUGGAUGAGAUUUCCUGUAUAUACAGGUGCACCUAGAGAACCUGGUGGUCCUUUAAAAAUUGUCCAUCACCUUAGUUAAUUAAUUUGCAGUACUACAGCACUAGUUCCAUAUGUGGUAUUAGUAGAAAUUUUCCACAAAAGAAAUAUGAGGAAAAUAUAGACCUCCAAGGUCUAUGAGCAAGUAAAUUUUAAAAAACACCUGAAUACAUUGAUACAUGUGAGCCCUUGCAUAUAUGGUAAAAUCAGAGAUGAGCUAAACAUGGUUCUUGAACUGUACACAACUCUCAUGAUAAGGUGUUAUUUACUCAAAGGCUCCUGAUUAAUUCAUAACUUCUGAAAUGCAGCUUCCUUCUGCCCUGGUCAGGCUGCACCAUCUUGGAUGAUGUUAUGUGCUUUUUGAGGCUGUUGUCUCACAGUUUAGCUCUAGCAGCAUGGCACUUAGCAAAGACUGUGUUUUGCAGUCCAUGCUGAACCUUUGGCCAUUGUACCAAGCCUGAUGUCAGUACCCAAGCUGAUUAGUGCAAAGUUGUCUCAUGAGCAUCUCCAUUUACUCCAGUUGUGCCUUUGAGUUUCUCCAACAUCCAAAUACCAGUAUUUUGACAGUAUUUCCCAUGUAGCCAUCAUAAUUUAUUUUAAAUAUCCAGUUUUUCCAUCUUUAAAAACAGGGAUAGUAUCUGUCUACCUCACAAGGGAGUUGUGAGGAUUCAUUUAAGUCCAUAAAGCACUUUCCUGAUGAAGAAUGCUACAGAGCAUUUAUUCUUAAAACAAAAACAGUGGUACCUGUCAUUUAUUCUUGUCUGCUGAGUAUUUGAAGAAAGUUACAGCAUGUCUGGGGCUGAUGGCAAAUUGUUCUGUGCAUCCACUUUCCUAACAGGAUAAUUCGUAAUACUGAGUUCUCUCAGCUUGCAUUGCUUCAGAUGGAGUUGAAAGAACUCACCACCUUGCAGUAUUAUCUGCACAUUAAGAGGCAGUUCAAGAAUUUAAAAAUAUACUCAUCUCUAGCUGAAAUAUGUAUUUCCAAGCUUACUCUCAUCGAAAAUUUUCAACUGCAGCAGACUGAUUUGUAAUAUGACCAAUAAUUCAACUACACGUGAGUUUUAUUUAAACUGUAUUUAAAUUAAUGCUUUAAGUUUAUAAUGUGUCCUACAAAUAUUUUAACAUCUGGAAUGUCAGAUUCAACACUGUAAUAGCCAAUACUGUGAACACUUGAAAGAAUUGUGUGUGGAACAUGACACACAGUGUUUACUCACACUACUUAAACAUUAGCCAACAGGAAACUUUGUAUGCUUUUGUAAAUCAUGAAAGGGGAAAGUAAAAAGCUAUUUUUACAUGUAAGUAUUUGUAUACUGACUAUUUCCUAUUGUAUAUUUGUAUAUAUAAAUCUAUAUUUUAUAUGUUCAUGGCAUAUAUAUUCUCUCAUCAGCAGCGGCAACUCUGAGGAUGGGUAGGAAAUUUCUUCACCAUUGUUCUUCCUCCUGAUCAUUGGUUUCUUGUUCCUGUUGGUAGGUGAUGCCAGGAUAUCAUCCUUCUCACCCCUUCUAAUUUCUACUGUAAAUGCAGUUUUAUGGUUUUAUUUCUAAUAUAGCUCACCUUUCACUGCUUACUUUAGCGCUGUAAGUGUUCAUGCUGGUUGUCAGAUAUAGGCUGGGGCCAUGCUUAUGAUCCUGGGUAAACAUCUGUAUUCAAAUACAGGGUCUGUCCCAGACUUCUUGCGCAACUUGAUGUCUCACCUUCCUGUUUUCGAAAGGAGAACAAUAACAUUUUUGUGCUCCCUGUCUUGACUGACUUUCUUAUAAGCUCUUGAGACAGGUAUUCUCAUUUGCAAUAUAUUUGUAUAAUGCCUUGCAGAAAAGAUACCCAAAGUGUCUGAAGGCUACAGGCAAUGCUAUAAUAUACAAAUAAUUUGAAGUGGCUGCUUCUUGUCCCUGGAGUUUAAAAUCAAUUGUAGGCUAAUAUAGCAUGGGAUGAAAUCAAGAGGGGGAAGGGUCAUGGAUGGAUGAAGUCGUAGUAGCAAAAGACAGUGAGCUAGAUUUAUCGCCAUAUGCAUAUGCUUCUUUCAGUUCAGACGGAUGACUGGAUAGAUAGAAAGCUAAUAAAAAAAAUAAAUUGUAAUGCAGGGUUUGAAGAAUGCAGGACACACAGAACGAGGGAGAACAUUCCACAUAUAUUGUACAGGGCAGCCUGGGAAAACCUAUAGCUCCCUUAUGGGAAGAGGAGCUGAAAAGGAGAAUAUCAGUCAAAUUGAACUUGUAUUUAGAAGGUCUUUGGGUUGGUAGAAAGUUACUAUGAAAGUGCUGCACAUGUAAGUGCAGUUGGGCUGGACAGACUUACAGAAGUGUCCUGAUGAAUCAUAGUCCCCAACAAGCACAGCGUAAGGAUUCUGCCUGAGUUGUGUUGACGUACAAGGUGGUUUUCAAGCCUGAGAAACUUUUUAAGUUAAUUAAGACUUGUCAAAUCACCAUAAAUCUGUUGUAAAAUAUGUGCUUCAUACUGAAGCUCCUUGUAGAGUGCUUGCAUGCUGUAUGAAACAAUAUCUCAUGCAAAGGCUAGCUAAGAGAAAUAAAGCUCUAAGAACAGCUAAAUGUACAGCAAAAUUGACAACAUCAUUAGAGUGCAGUUGUCACAAAGUAAAAGUGUUGCUCUCUGCUUGGAUUUGCAGUAAGAACAGAUCCACUUUUAGAAACAUUGCAGCAGGCUUCAUUCACACUACAGUAAAUGAACAUCAGUUACCUUAUUUAAAUGAGUCUGUCUUUAGCAUAAACUAAACACGUAUUUGCAUGAUUUCUAUUAUAUGAGUAAGGAACUGUGACCACUGUGUUAAAGAUGAUUCUACAAAGAAAUUACUUUGUCCAAAUCUGUUAAAAAUCAGCACUGUAAUACUGAAGGAUGAAUCUCAAUACUUGGCUGGGGAGUAAGAGACCUUGAUGAUUCACCUUUUGAGAGCAGUUAAGACAUCAGCUGAGAAUCAUUUAUUAAUUCUUUAAAAUAAAGCCUACUACAGUUUACCUGAAUGUAUGUAAUCAGAUCCUAAUUGCUUAUUCCUUCAAGCAGUCCUAUUUCAAUCAGCUACUCGUGUAUAAAAUAAGCAGGGAGUUUAUCUGAGAUUUUCAAAAUAGAUCUUCAUAUUGCUGCUAAUAGAGGAAUACUCACAAAUAAGUUGGUAUACUUUUUGCCAUCAGUCAGCUAUGUAGUCAACAAAUGUUUUCUUUUAUAAUUUAGUUAGUUUUUUAAAAUACACUUUUUGAAGAAAAAUAAGGCUUUUAUUGUUUGGCUUGCUGUAGGCUUGCUUUUAAUGAAAGUUUAAAUUUUAAUAUACUUUGUGUUUUAUGUUGCAUUACCUUCUGAUUUAAUGUUUUUUUUUUUGUUUUUUUUUUUUUCAAAUUAAAAUAGUUGUAAAUAGAAGCAGAAGUUUUCCUGAGGGGAAAAAAAAAAUAUCUUUUUGACUGGAUAAUUACUAAUUCACAGACAAUUAUCUGAAUAACAUAAAAAACUAGGUUUUGUUUUUCCAAACAGACAGAGUAGACAUGAUCCCAACCUUUUCAUCCCUGCUAGAUGUCCAGAUCACAUCCUUCUGUUUAUACUAAGGCCUCUUCACAGAAAGAAAAAUGUAGUCUAUGUAUUCAGCCAAAUUCCCUUUCCAUCUGGGCUGGGAGGCUCCAUCUGCAGAUUGCUUGUAUCAGUUACAUCAGUAAGCGGGAAGGGCUGAGGAAGAGUUCUACUUAGGAGCAGAUGGUGUUCCAACUUCUGAAAAAUGUCCCUAAAGUGCUUUAAGAGAGGAGUAUCCAUUGAUCUCUCCUGGAAAUACUUCACCAAUGUAUUCUGUUUCUUCAAAUGCCUUUAGCUCCUGUGUAGAACUAUCGUCCUACUCUCUCCAGUAAGGAUUACCAGCGUUGGAAAAAACAUGCCCUUUACAAGAAAAAAUAGAGGCAAAUUCUGUGCUGUUAAAGAUUUCUGUAUAAACAACACCAGGGAUGAAUAAGUCAGCCUGACACAAACUAUCUGAAGACCCACUGAUUUAGGAAUCUCUCAGAGCUCAAUUCAAAACUAAUGAAAAUCACUUCGGCAAGUUCAUGAAUACAACACCCAUCCUAGUAAAAUCUUUGCACUCCUGGGUACUAAAGUAAGCAGUGUUUUCUUUCAGAAGUACCAUGUGCACAUAAUGCAUCGCAUAGUUAAUAAAGAGAAGCCCAUCUAACACUUGGAGGGCUGAUGCAGAUGGUCUUUAUAUAUCUGCUCAUGGGCGGGACAAAAGUAAGAUAGCUGGCAGCAAAGCACAGAUGUUCAACUAGAGGACAUGUACAGGUAAGUAAGAAUUAAGUAAUCACUCAUGAAUUAUAACUGGAUGGUGCCCUUAAUAAGUAGAAAAUGAGAAGCACUUUACAUGUUGAUGCUUAUAUUUUGCUGACAUUAUUUUCUGCAUGCAUCUCAGAAAUAGCAUGUGUCUUUAGUUGUGCUCGAGCAGGUUGGGGGCUUGUUUAUGAUGAAUCUUAGGGUAGCCGCAAGAGUGAAACUCUGUGGUAGUGCUAAAGGAUCCCAUAGGAGCUGUCUGUGGGAAUUGCGGUGUACUGUGUACAACAGAGUCAUGCAUUUACUAAAAAAGGCCUGUUUUUCCUGACUAGGCAUAGUUCUUUUGAGGAGAAAGUGUUUCAUUUUCAGCAGAUGUGUCUCAUUCUGUUCCUUCUUUCCUGAGAGGAUGCAGAGGAAUGUGACUUAACCAUGGGGGAGUGAAGAAUGAUAUGGUAAAUAGCCAACCACCAGAUUCAUAUAUAUUUUUCUGGCUAUUGCUGUGAUGUAUAGCUAAUGACACCGAGAAAAGCAAGCUUUUUGUAAACCUUGUAUCGCAUAAUCUACAGAAGUCUCACGUGUCUGUUCUGGAGUAGAGUCUCCUAGGCGAACCCUCAAGGAAGGGGCUGAAGGAGAGAGUCUCUCCCCAUUGAGAGCCAGGGCUUCUGUGGAAGCCGUAAGAAUCUGUGAGGCACAGCUGGGCCUGUGCCCCCAGCUGUGGUGGGCUCCCCACCCCGCCGCAGCUUUGGGCCCUUUCCAGCCCCACAGGAUGAAGCACGUUCCCCAGCUGAUUUAUGCAGCCUGGGAGCUGCACAAAGGCUGCCCUAUCCUCCCCUUCUGUGGGGCCAGGGGAGCGGUGGUGCUAAUUCAGGAGCGAGGAGUGACUGGUGUCAGAGCAGGGACGCUCCCCCAGGUUAGCAGCAUGGCCUUGCUUGGGCACAGUCUCACCUCAGGUGCUGAACUCAGUUUCUCAGAAUGUGAUGGGGAAGAUAUCACUGGGUUUUGUUAUUGUUUGUAUGACUAACUCACAAAGAGUGACCAUUUUAUGGUUGUCUUAAACAGCUGAUUUUGUGUCUUUUUUUGCAUUGCUUGCUGCUAUUUCUGGGAAUUCCUCAAGAUAUGCAGCUGUCAGCAUCUGCCACUGCUGUUCUGAUUUACUGGCCAUAAAGAGACUGUAAACUUGAACUAAUGCAUGUUCUUACCAUGUAUUAUGCAUGAUAGCAUGUUACGCAUUUUAUUCUCGCACUAUAAUAAAUAAUGUAAGUUGUGUGUAAUCUUAGUUUAAGCAGCAGAAGUAGUGUUUUUUCUUUCUCUCAUAUCAUGUGUUGCCCCAAGCACUUUGCUGGAGCUCUGUAAGUGCCAUUAGCAACUGGAAGCAAAUAAAUUGUUGAAAGCAGUCAGGAAAUAUGUACUGAAUUUGACAUUUUUCCUUGGAAUACUGGAAAUAGUUAAACUUGCUUUUGUGAGCCUACUCAGGUGCUCACAGUCACAGUUCUAUGUUCUGUUAUAAGGAUAUCUCACAUCUGAGUGUAACAUCAGGAAUGACUUUAUCGACAUGGAUAGUGUUAAGAUGUUGGCAGAGCAGCGACCACAAUUUUUUUACAUUAUGGGAGUAUCUUUUUAACGGGAAUUGCACACGUAGAACAUUGGCUAGGAUGCCUGUAGUUUUUUCAUAUUCUUGCUGCUGAAAAUAGUAUUUCUGAGGAUGGCCGGAGGAAAAAGAAAUUGUGUGCUCACUGCUCUUUUGGCCGUUCAUCUAUCCCCUCUUCAUCCACACAGAUCUGCAAACACAAAGGGUGUCUAUAAGUAGUCUUUUUUUCCAGAUAGUGUCAAGUAAAACUAAUUAAGACUAAUAUAAAUAUAGUAAAUGUAUAGUAAAAUAUGGUAAAUACAGGUUAUAGUACUUGUUGAUUCAUAUUUAUUCUGUAUAUUUCCAAAGCCUAUGUCUACACUGGUGAGGAAUUAGCUCAGCUGGAUCAGAUCUGUAGCCUGAAGCGAUGCAAAGGACCAAAGGACCUGAUUUCCACACCAUACACAGUCUCUAGUCUGGUCCCAAGGGCUGAAUGCCACUAGUUCUCGAAGCACAUCUUUUAGUUUCAUCCAAAAAGAAUCUAGUUCACAUCCUCAGGACCACUCCAUCAUGAAAACUAAAGCUUGUUAAGUGAGUCUAUACUAGGCUGUCCCACAGGAAAGUGAAUUCCUGUUAGCCCACCUUCUGGCUAAAUAGAAGCCGCCUGCUGUUUUUUUUUUUUUUCCCUGCUUGAGCUUUGCAUGGGUAUUUUUUUGCAUAUAUAUUUUUAUUUCAAAUCUGAGAUCUGAUUCCUCCUGUCAGAUCAUGGGAAUCUAGGGCUCCUGACUCCUCCUAAAAUUAGCAUCCAAAUGUGCUCCAUAAAUCAGGAAUGUGGUAUAGGACAGAGUAAUCCAGCAUGGGUACAGCAUGGGAAGUGCUUAGUUUGAUGAAGAGUUAACUGUGAUUCCACUUGUGGAUGCGUUUUUAUCAUGAACGUGUUAGAUUCUUGCUAAUGCAUGCAUUGUUUUUAUACUGCAUCACACAUAAAAAUUCCCUUCAUCAUUUUCCCCGGGGUAUUUUUGUUCUUGUGGCCCUCCAGUUGUAUCUGUAUACGUGUGCAUAUGUGCAUGUAUACACAGUGUACAAGAAUUCUUCUGUUUUUAGACAGUUGCUACUAUAUGCUGCUAACAUAAACUUAUUUAGAAAGUUCAUGUUAUGCUAUUUAUUACAUGUAUUCUUUGGUUGCCUUUUUGUAAUGCUGACAAGUGUAUUCAUAGUAGAUAUCACUGUAGACUUAGAAAACUUUCAUACUAUUUAUACUUAUUUUAGAAGUUCUGCCAUGUGUUUCUCUGCUAUAUGCUACUUAUUUUUUGCUCCCAUUUGGAGAAUGUGCUUCUAUGUACUUGCAGAAUUGUGCCUGGGUUAUUUUAAAAUAUGAAUAAAUGUAUACAAUUUUCAAA